ACUUAAUCUAUGGUCUAACCUAACAUAAAUAAGGUUAUUAUUUUGUUGCAUUUUGCAUUCGGUUUUAUAAAAAUGUAUUGCAAAAAAUGUAAAGAUCCCGGCUCUCUCACUAUUCGUAAAGAACACGUUUAUUGCUUAAAUUGUUUCAUGACAAACAUUAAUCAUAAAUUCAGAGCGUGUAUUGGUAAAAACAAAAUAUUAUCAUCAAGUGAAAAGGUUUUGGUUUGCCUAACUGGGGGACAAAGCUCCACAGUAUUACUGGACUUAAUCAAUAAUGGUUUAUUACAAGAUAAUCAUAAAAAACUAAGAAUAAGCCCAGUUUUCUUGCAUUUAACAGGAUUUGGAGAGAAGGAAAUGGAUCAUAAAGUUGCAGAAUUGGUUAUUAAUCAAUGCAAUUCCUAUAAAUUUAGUGUUUACAUUGUAAACAUUAAUAAAUUCUACUUUCAAAAAUCAAAUACUCUGCCUGAUGUUAACAGUUUAUCAGAGACAACUACUGACUGUGAAUUAAAGACUAAACUACAAAAUGUAUUAAGCAAAAUGACUCCCACAUCAAGCAAUGACAUAGAAACCAAAAUAAAACAUGAUACAUUCAGACGAGUGGCUAAAGAAUGUCAAUGUAAUUUUAUUUUUACGGCAGAAACAACAACUACAUUAGCAGUCAACUUGCUCUCUAAUCUUGCAAUUGGACGAGGAUCACAAGUAGAACAUGAUAUCGGUUUUUUAGAUAACCGAGAUGAAAUAAAAAUAUUAAGACCAAUGAAAGAUAUAACUGAAGAGGAAUUGCAUCAUUACAUACAAAUUAAGAAUCUUACCCACUUAUCAAAUGUUAAAAUUAAAGAAAACAGUCUUCAGUCAGUUAUAAAAAAUUUUGUGUGGGAUCUUCAAGAGAACUUCCCAGCUACUGUGUCAACUGUGUGCAAAACUGCUGAUAAAAUAGGAACAAUUGAGAAAACUAAUAUAACAUGUCUAGUUUGUAAGAGCUGCCUUGCAUUGAAGAAUGAAAAGCUUACAGCAAUAGAGGCAACAAAUUUUUCCAGAACAGUUUCAAAUUUCCAACCCGGUCAAUAUUUGAAUAAUGAACCAAUAAAAUCCUCUGCAGAAUGUGACACAUCAAUGUUCCCGUUCAUAAACAAAUAUUUCUGUUAUUGUUGUAGUAAAAAUUAUUUAGAGUCAGGACACCAAAAUCUUAAUCUAUUUAAAGAUAUCUCACUAAGCUAGUAUAAAAUACACUAUAUUUAAGUUCUAAAUCUAUAAAGCAGUGUAUAAUUUGUAUAAAUGUGUAGUUUUAAGACAAUAAAUAAAUUUUGUUGAAGGAUUUUUUUUUAUUAUUUCAAAAGUUUGUAAUGAAUAGUAGAAGUGUACUUCAAGUUAGUCACACGACGAAUCUGACGAAUUUUGUUCCUCCGUGAUGUAGCUUAGCACUGUAACGCAGAUUGCCUACGCGUGGUGCCAAAAUAGGUCAAAACGACGUUCAGACACCACUUGCACAGUAUUACGUUUUGUCGGUAUACUAGCACUGGAUAUAUACUUAAUUUAGCUAUUAUUAAUGUUAUCUGUCCUAAAACUACACUUCUGUCCAGUGCAUUAACCCAGUAAUAUGCUGAAAAUGCUUCAGUAAGUUGAAUUUUUAAUUCAACUUCAACCCCUUUUUAAAUUUCCUACAGCGCAAGUACGCAUUUUCUGGUGUCCCCCAGGAUAAAACUAUGUAGCGGUCCAAAAAUUCGUGUUUUCCUGCACCGUAAGAACGUAGGAAAUUAUGUACACGAAAAUUCGAAAAUCAUAUUGGUACAUGGCGGGAAUCGAACCCAAGACCUGUAGAUUAAAAGUCAAGUGCUUAAACCACUGACGCUCUUUUCAGAAAUUAUUGUAGUUGUAUUCUGCUAAAAAGUUUCCAAAUCAAAAUAAAAACCCCUUGGUUUUUGAGGAAUUAUUUUUAGAACAUAAGCUAUCUACAUUAAUAUUAAUCAUUCAUUCAUCUAUAUUACCUUCCAAUGAAAUUCCUUUGGUCUCCCCCUCCAGAUCUUUAAAAAAAGCUAUACACUUAUUCAUAUGUAUAUUAAUAAAAAUAAAAAAGAACAAGCACAAUAUAUAAAUGUAGUAUGCUUGUUGUGAACUUUACAAUUUUAUCAUCUGUUCCAUUAAGUAACAGAACAAACAUUAAAAUACAAUAAAUAUGCUGCAACCAUUCCGUGUCGUGGAUGCCUGCCUCUUCUAAACAAUAACAAUCAGAAAAGAAAGACAAAAUUAUAGUUUGAUUCCUAACUUAAUAAGGACAAAGUCCUAGCAUGUUAUAAACACAAACACAUGGCAGCAACACAGGGAAAAGUAUUAACUAAUUUAAUAUUUCGUGUAAUUAAUACAAA
Messenger RNA from Papilio polytes (common Mormon), 2363 nucleotides. It is a transcript of the gene Ctu2, whose product is annotated as cytoplasmic tRNA 2-thiolation protein 2. Gene Ontology annotation, cellular component: cytosol. NCBI's taxonomy places the organism in Eukaryota, Metazoa, Arthropoda, Insecta, Lepidoptera, Papilionidae. Bases 73 to 1218 code for a protein of 381 amino acids. The record is from RefSeq and is a predicted model, not a curated record. Gene Ontology annotation, molecular function: sulfurtransferase activity; tRNA binding. The transcript has 4 exons. Gene Ontology annotation, biological process: tRNA wobble position uridine thiolation.